Salvia splendens (bonfire salvia) is the source of this 1272-nucleotide messenger RNA. RefSeq names its product meiotic recombination protein SPO11-2. Gene Ontology annotation, biological process: meiotic DNA double-strand break formation; meiotic DNA double-strand break processing; reciprocal meiotic recombination. Lineage: Eukaryota; Viridiplantae; Streptophyta; Magnoliopsida; Lamiales; Lamiaceae. The transcript is spliced from 11 exons. Gene Ontology annotation, molecular function: DNA topoisomerase type II (double strand cut, ATP-hydrolyzing) activity; DNA binding; ATP binding. The coding region runs from base 211 to 1185 and encodes 324 amino acids. Gene Ontology annotation, cellular component: nuclear chromosome. The record is from RefSeq and is a predicted model, not a curated record.
UUUCAGAUCAACACAUUUGCUACGCCGAUAUCCUUCCUCCUUCUGAGGUUCGACUCAGGAUCGAAGUUGCAAUCCUUAGUUUCCUAAAAAAUCUCAGUUCCCCAACUCCAUCAGUAUCAGAUCUACCUCUGGUUCGUAAUUUGUUUCUCAAUUGCCGCUAUAUUCCAUGUUUUCUGGAGUUAUAGCGUUAGUCAAAAUAUUAGCAGAAGGAUGAGCAAUAGCAGAGUUAGUCGAGGAUUACUGACCGAAAACACGAGGAUUUUUCUUUCGGAUUCGUUUUCUACGAAGUCUUUGAUGAAUGAGAACAGUGCUAAUUCAUUGAUCAGAGUUUGGAAGGUGAUGGAAAUGUGUUAUCAGAUUCUGGGCCAAGAGAAGAAAGUAACUCAGAGGGAGUUGUUUUACAAAUUGCUAAGCGAAUCGCCGCAAUAUUUCACCUCUCAGUUGCAGGCUAACCGUAGCAUCCAAGAUUUGGUUGCAUUGCUGAGAUGCAGCCGUUAUAGCCUUGGCAUCAUGGCUACGAGCAGAGGAGUAGUUGCUGGGCGCCUUAUGCUGCAGGAGCCAAAUCGAGACGUUAUUGACUGUUCUGUUUGUGGAUCAUCUGGCUAUGCUAUCUCCGGAGACCUCAAUUUCCUAGAAAGUUUGGUUAUGAAGAGUGAUGCUAGAUAUAUCAUUAUGGUGGAGAAGCAUGCUGUAUUUCAGAGGUUAGCCGAGGAUUGCUUCUUCAACCAAAUUCCAUGCAUUCUCAUCACGGCCAAAGGAUAUCCAGACAUCGGGACCAGAUUUCUUCUGCACCGGAUGAGCCGAGAGUUCCCUCACCUACCGAUUCUAGCCCUUGUUGACUGGAAUCCUGCUGGAUUGGCAAUAUUGUGCACAUUCAAGUAUGGAAGUGUAACAAUGGGGCUGGAAGCAUAUCGAUAUGCUUGCAAUGUCAAGUGGCUCGGGCUGCGGAAAGAUGACAUCGACCAACACAUACCGGAAGAAUCCUUGAUCCCAUUAAAGCCACGCGAUCAUCAAAUUGCCAAAAGCUUAGAGUCCUCAGAGAUCUUGCAGGAUACGUACAAGGAAGAGCUAGCCGCAAUGAUUCAAAGCGGUUGUAGAGCAGAAAUAGAAGCACUCUACUUCAACGGAUAUGAUUUCUUGGGUAAGUAUAUAGGAAAGAAAAUUGUACAAGCCAGUUACAUAUAAUUCAGACCUAAUUCAGAACAGUGGCUUGUGUUCACAGUGCUAAUUGGUGUUUUUUUUCAUUAUAAUGAUAGAGUCAUAGAGAUGUAA